Messenger RNA from Aedes albopictus (Asian tiger mosquito), 1545 nucleotides. Its product is annotated as arrestin domain-containing protein 2-like. NCBI's taxonomy places the organism in Eukaryota, Metazoa, Arthropoda, Insecta, Diptera, Culicidae. The coding region runs from base 171 to 1367 and encodes 398 amino acids. Gene Ontology annotation, cellular component: cytoplasm. Gene Ontology annotation, biological process: protein transport. The transcript has 2 exons. The record is from RefSeq and is a predicted model, not a curated record.
CAUUACAAAUAGCAACCAAGAAGAGACCGGACCGAACCGUUGCCAGUCGUCUAGUCCUGUGCAAAUCUUGAACCAGUACACUUCGGCAGUAGCUCCUCCAACACCGUUUCUACCAACGCAGCAGUUAGCUAAAACGGACGGAAACGUACCCAUCAGACUGUCCGAGGAGGAUGACAGCCCAAACGAAGGAUUCCAAACACGUCAAGUGCGAAAUUCGAUUCGAUAACAGUUCGUCCGGGGUUUAUCGACCGGGAGAUACCGUCAACGGGACCAUUGUGAUUACUUUGGAUAAAAAGAAGAAAUUUCGAGGUAUCUGCCUACGUAUCAAUGGAUUCGCCAGCAGCUUCUGGGAUGCCAAAGUCAAAAUCGAUUCCGGCAACAAGGUUCGCAAAACGGCUUUCAAAGGCCGAGAGAACUACUUCAGCACCAUAAACUACUUCGUGGGAUCGGACGUCGGCAAUCCGCUGGAAGUACCGGCCGGUACCUACACGUAUCCGUUCUCCUGUCAAAUUCCACCGCAUGCUCCGGCAUCCAUGGAAAGUAGUUAUGGUCACAUCAGAUACCUGGUAAAGCUGUCUUUCGAGCGACCAUGGAAGAACGACAUCGUCUACCAGCAGGACAUCGUCGUCCGUGGCAAUUCGGAUUUGAAUCUUAACGCAGCAGAACUCUCCAAACCUACCAAAGCGGAAGCGAUGACCUCGUUCUAUUUCGGACUGACAGAACCGCUGAUUGUUACGGCCACAACUCCACGGUCCGGAUAUGUCCCUGGAGACGUCAUAGAGCUCACCAUGCAUGUCAACAACCAGAGCAGCGUAGAUGUUAAAUCUAUCGCCGUUAAACUCCAGCGAGUCGACACCUUCACUAGUCAGGUACCACGGGUUGAACAACGUCAAGAGUUCACAGUGCUGGAGGAACGAAUCACCGGAAAGAUAGCCAAAAGGCAGGAUGCCAAGAUCGAGGAGAACAUCCUGAUUGGACCAGGAAUUCCUUCCGACGAUGUCCACUGUCGGGUGAUCCAGGUUAAAUACGAAUUGGACAUCGUGGUACAACCGAUCCGAUCGCGCAAGAAGCUUUCGCUGAAGCUGCCAAUUGUUCUCGGCACAACCGCCAUCACCAACAAUGGCCACCUGCCCAACCGAGCCCUGGAGAAGCAACAGGAAGCGUUGCUGGGAUAUGCUCCGUCGGCACCGACGGCCUCCGAAGUCGAUGACAACCAGGGUGCACCUCCGUCGUACAUAGAUCUUCAAGCGGCGCUGGCCAGUACGUCAUGUUCGUACUCUGUGGCGUCGGAUAUUACUGCGGAUGAGGCCAUUUCGGAAGCUGACGGCGCGAACCGGACGGGACCGUACGAACCGCGAGAGUUUUAGCUAGGGAUAGUUAUAGUACGUCGUCAGCUCGUACCUGUUGGUCAACGAUAGUUUCUAAGAUCAAUACUGUAAAUGGAUUUAGCUGUAUCUAUAUAUAACUGAAAUGCUCGUAGUUUUAUGUUAUUGUUAAAAACGUUAUUGGUUUUUGAAAAGUAAUGAAAUAAACGUGAAUGAAAGA